Molecule: messenger RNA, 4149 nt
Organism: Cuscuta europaea
Lineage: Eukaryota; Viridiplantae; Streptophyta; Magnoliopsida; Solanales; Convolvulaceae
Source: the annotation of a GenBank genome assembly
CAAGAUUUUAUGGUCCAUUUCAGAUAAUUGAAAAACUCAGUUCUGUGGCUUUUAAGCUGAAGUUGCCAGAAGAUAGCAAAAUUCAUCCUGUGUUUCAUAUAUCUUUGUUAAAAAAAGCUAUCUCAUCUACUACCUACUUUCAACCUCUACCCAAGUGUCUGAAUGAAGAAUGGGAGUUACAAGUGGUGCCAGAAGAAAUUUUGGACACAAGGGUUGAUGCAGAUGGUAAUUGGGAAGUGUUGGUUCAUUGGAGCAAUCUGCCACAAUUUGAAGAUUCAUGGGAGUCGAUGAAAAUGAUCAAAGAACAAUUUCCAGAGUUUCACCUUGAGGACAAGGUGAAUUUCUAGGGGGAGUAUUGUUAGACAUGCAGCAAGGCAGUCGGUGGAAUUUUAUAAUAAAGUGUAUAAAAGAAGAGCUAAUAGGGAUGCUGCUAAUAACUAAUAACUAAUAACUAAUAACUAACGGGUUAGUUAGUUAGUUAUUGUCUCUGCGUGGACAUUACUAUAAAUAGAAGAGCUCAGCUAGCUGAAGGUAGUUUUUAGACUCUUGGCUAGAACAGGACUGGGAGAUUAGGCAUCUCGAAUUGUCUACAGCUUGUAUACUUUGAUCUGGUGAAUAAAGUGUGUGUACUGUGUGUUGUUCUUGAGAAUUCUGUAUUCGAUAUUGCAUGGUCCAUCAGUUUCCCUUGUGUGCCACAAUUUUUUGUUGUGAUCACACCAAGGUUUUUUCUUGUCAUCACUUCUGGCCACUAAAGCUGAAGAGUCCCCAGGUUCCUCAUUAGGUACUGGAGUGUUGUACAUGACCCUCCUCCUGCUAUCUUCCAACCUGAUCUCAGAAAAGACCUCUCUGAUUGAGGCCAGAGGUUUCUUUCCCAGUAUUCUUCCUUUUACUUCAUCUAGGUCCCUAUUGAUCCCUGCUAGAAGCAUAUAGACCCUAUCAUUCUCUUCUCUUUUCUUAUGUCUGGCCAGAUCCUUAGCACUCUCCCACUCUUCAUCACCAUAGCACUGAUCUAAUUCUUGCCAUAGAGAUACCAUUUCAUGGUAGUAUGAAAUAAUAUCCCUAUUUCCUUGUUUAGAUUGCCACAGUUUGGUUUUGAGUUCAAAAAUUUGAGAAGAGUUCUCAAGAUCUGAAUAAGUUUCCUUAAUAGAGUCUCAUACCUCCUUUGCAGUUUUCAUAAACAUAUGAGGUUUGGCAAUUAAGGGCUCCAUGGAGUUGAGAAGCCAAGCUGUUAUGAGUGAAUUCUCUGACCUCCAUGUAGUUUUCAUAAAAAUAUGAGGUUUGGUAACCUUCUUCUGCAGGUAGUUUUGGUUUGAUUUCUCCUGUGAUGUAACCAAGCUUGUCAAAAGCGCUCGCUUCUGCGCUUAAGCGCACAAAGCGCAGCGAGGUAGACCCCUAGCGCCUGAGUAACGUAGAAGCGCACAACCCUGGGCAAGGCGCAGCAUAAGCGCUAGAAGCGCACGAAGCGCGGAAGCGCUAUAGGCGCGCGCCUGCAUCGCCUGAAACGGAAAAGGCUGACAGCCCUUUUUUAGUUUAAAACUUUGAAAAAAAAGCCCAUAUCUUAAUAGUCCUCAGCCCAUGAAAACAAUAGGUUAAAGUAAGUUUAACCUACGUAAAACUAAGCUUAAUAGUACGUAAAAACGUAAACUUGCGCAAGACACUACAAAGCUUAACCGCUAGCCAUCCUCUUCACUCUCCUCGCUUUCCUCACUCUGUCACUCUAUACUCAAGCUGCUCUACACCAGCCGGUUCUUUCAGCUUCAUCAUCUCAAGCAUACGCAGCUCUCCAUCGUAGCAGUAAACAAGGAUAUGGAAGGUGGAACAAGUUCUGUGGGUGGUGCUGAAAGUGAAAACUCUACAAAAAAUGACCCAGCUUGGAAACACAACUACUUAGUUAACAAAAAAGAUCCUAAAUCAGUUACCUGCAUUUACUGUGGAAAAGUAACUAGCGGAGGGAUUUACCGGGCAAAGCUUCAUCAAAUAGGAGGGAAUAGAAAUGCGAAGGCUUGCUUGAAAUGUCCAGACGAUGUGAAAAAGAUGCUUAGGGAAUAUAAGCAAUCCAAAAAGGAUGCCAAGAUCAAUUAUGAUAAACUGCCAGAACAUCCGGAUUUUGAUGCAUUCCAUGAUCUGGAAGAUGAUGACAGUGAACUUGAGGAGCUGCAGAAAGAUCCUAGAGGAAAGCUAAAAAGACCUGGUCAUGUGCAGCAGACCAAAGCAUCUUCAAAGAAGGGAAAACUAAAAGGUCCUAUGGACUCUUUUAUCUUCAAGAAGCCAGAAACAGUAGUGGAGCUGCGAAAGCAAGGAAGACUGAAGCAAUUGAAGAUCGAUGAGAAGUUGGAUAAGCAAAGAAGAGAAGUAGCUAUACAAUAUAUAUCAAACUGUUUUUACGAGAACGGGAUUGCUUUCAAUGUUGCCCGGACCCAUUCUUUUAAAUGUGCUAUCGAGGCAAUAGGACAAUAUGGUCCUAAUUUGAAGCCCCCUAGCUACCAUGAAGUGCGGGUCACAUGUUUGAAGAAAGAAGUUGCUAACCUCCAAAACAUGCUAGCUGACCAUAGAGCUAUAUGGGUCAAACAUGGCUGUUCUAUAAUGGCAGAUGGCUGGACUAGCACCACAGGUCUGUGCAUUGUUAACUUCUUGGUUCAUUCUUUGGCUGGUUGUGUGUUUAUCAAAUCUGUGGAUGCGUCUUCAUACUCAAAAACCGGUCCAAAUGUGCUGGAGUUAUUGGAUGAAUUUGUUGAAUAUGUUGGGGAAGCAAACAUUGUGCAAGUUGUUACCGAUAAUGGUACUAAUUUUAAGUUAGGUGGUAAGUUAUUAGAAAUCAAGAGGCCAAAAAUAUAUUGGACGCCGUGUGGUGCGCAUUGCAUUGAUCUAAUGCUACAGGACAUUGGGAAGCUGCCUUUGGUUUCAAACACCUUGAAACGGGCUAUGAGUGUGACUAACUUUAUUUAUAAUCGAACGGGAUUAUUGAAUUUAAUGAGGAGGUAUACGGGGCAGAGAAAUCUAAUAAGACCGGGGAAGACAAGAUUCUGCACAUGCUACCUCACUUUAAAGAGCAUCUAUAAGCAAAAAAUGAAUCUUCGGGCUUUGUUCUCUAAGAGUGACUGGAAUUUCAGCAAGUGGGCUAAAGAGAUAGGUGGGAAACAAGUUGAAAACAUUAUGCUAAUGCCUACCUUUUGGGAUAAUGCAUAUUACAUACUCAAACUUAUGGGUCCUCUUGUGAAAGUUCUUCGACUCGUAGACAAUGAGAAGAAGCCGGCAAUGGGAUACUUGUAUGAAGCGAUGGAUAGAGCCAAAGAAGCUAUAAUAAAGGCUUUCAAUGGAAAAGAAGAGAACUAUAAAGCUACUUUCGAAAUCAUUGAUAGAAGAUGGGAAGAUCAGCUCCAUCAUCCACUACAUGCGGCUGGUCAUUAUCUCAAUCCAGCAUGUUUCUAUGAUGAUCCUCAAGUUGAAUUUAAUAAUGAGAUCACAACUGGACUCUAUGCUUGUAUCGCAAAGUUAGUUCCACAACAAAACGAGCAACUAGAGAUUAUUGAUGAGUUGUCCAAGUAUACAAGAGCUGAAGGCCUUUUUGGAAUCAAUUUGGCGAUUUUGACAAGAAAGACUAAAUCACCAGGUACUGUCAGUAGCCAUAAAGUAAUAUAUCUAUAGUUUCUUCAUAAUAUAGGCAGUAACCAGGUAAUGUAUGCACAAUACAUAUUACUGCCAGUAGGCAGUAGGUACUGUCAGUAGCCAUAAAGUAAUAUAUCUAUAGUUUCAGUAUGUAGAUAUAUUGGCAGUAUGUCAGUAGUAGCCAUAUAAUAUAGGCAGUAUACAACAGGCUUUAUGCAGUAGGCAGUAUAUAGCAUCUCUAAUUCUACACUCUACAGUAUGUUAAUGUUUUCUUUUUGCACGUGAAAAAUAAAAAAUGCAGCUGAAUGGUGGCGCUUGUAUGGAAGCACAACUCCAAGCUUACAAAAGCUGGCAAUGAGAGUUCUUAGCCUAACUUGUAGCUCUUCAGGCUGCGAACGCAAUUGGAGCGUGUUUGAACAAAUUCACACAAAGAGAAGGAACAGGCUAGGAAUGAAGAAGCUAAAUGACUUAGUAUUUGUGAAGUACAAUGCAACUUUAAAAGCUCGCUUUGACUCUAAAGAUAUCACAGAUCCGAUUGCUUUA